AUGGCAACCCGAGCAGCCAACAAGCGGCUCACUCGCGAGUAUGCCACCAUCCAAGCCAACCCCCCUCCAUAUAUAGUCGCCCACCCUUCCGAAAACAAUAUCCUAGAAUGGCACUACAUCCUUACCGGUCCCCCAAAUACUCCCUACGUGAACGGCCAAUACUGGGGCACCCUCCUCUUCCCACCCACCUAUCCCUUUGCUCCACCGUCGAUCCGUAUGCACACGCCCUCCGGCCGCUUCCAGCCUUCAACUCGCCUCUGCCUUUCGAUUUCCGACUUCCACCCAAAGUCUUUCAACCCCGCCUGGGAAGUCUCGACGAUACUAAUAGGCUUGAUGUCUUUUAUGACAAGCGAUGAGAUGACGACAGGUAGUCUGGGGGCUAGUGAUGCAGAGAGAAAAUGGCUUGCUGCGAGGAGUAGGUGGUGGAACAGCACUGGCGGGGGGAGUGUGAAAACACCCGUCAAGGGCAACACUGCAACAGUCAAAGGGGUGGGAGCAGUCAAAGCGGGAGACGGAGGUGUCAAGUUUAGGGCUGAAUGGCCCGAGCUGGAUGAGGAGAACUGGAAUUGGAUGAAAGAGCACAGGAUCGAUGCUGCGACAGGGAAGAUCCUGGCCAAUCCCGAGGGUGAAAAUAACACAACCAGUGUAGCGUGCUCGCCUGAAGUGGCGGCAUUAAAAAGAGGGCCUGGGGGCACGACUGGCCUGGGAGAUGCGGGAAGGGCAGCGAGAGAGGCGGGUCAAAGCUGGGUAAGGAGAAAUAAGCUCAUGGUGGUGGGAAUCGUGGUGAUAGGCUAUGUGCUGAUGGCGAGACUGGUGGGCGAGGGAGGGGCGGCAAGUCCAUAA
Molecule: messenger RNA, 843 nt
Organism: Letharia lupina
Lineage: Eukaryota; Fungi; Ascomycota; Lecanoromycetes; Lecanorales; Parmeliaceae
Exons: 2
Coding region: 1-843 (280 amino acids)
Source: RefSeq, a predicted model, not a curated record